Messenger RNA from Lichtheimia ornata, 324 nucleotides. RefSeq lists its product as uncharacterized. Bases 1 to 324 code for a protein of 107 amino acids. The record is from RefSeq and is a predicted model, not a curated record. Gene Ontology annotation, cellular component: ribosome; cytosolic large ribosomal subunit. Gene Ontology annotation, biological process: cytoplasmic translation; translational elongation. Gene Ontology annotation, molecular function: protein kinase activator activity; ribonucleoprotein complex binding; structural constituent of ribosome. The transcript has 3 exons. Lineage: Eukaryota; Fungi; Mucoromycota; Mucoromycetes; Mucorales; Lichtheimiaceae.
AUGUCCGCUGAAAACGCCAUCGUUUAUGCUGCCCUUAUCCUCAAGGAUGACAAUCUCGAAGUCACUGCUGACAAGCUCCAGACUUUGACCAAGGCUGCUGGCUUCACUGAAAUCGAGCCCAUUUGGUACUCGUUGUACUCCAAGGCACUUGAUGGCCAGGACGUGAAGGAACUCAUUUGGAAUGUGGGUGCUCCUUCCGCUGGUGCUGCUGCCGCUGGUGCUGGUGCUGCCGCUGCUGGUGGUGAGGAAGCCAAGGAAGAGGAGAAGAAGGAAGAAGAGAAGGAGGAAUCUGAUGAAGAUAUGGGCUUUGGUCUCUUUGACUAA